AUGACAAAGCGGAACCUUUACACCCAUGUAAAACAUACGUUUAUCGUGUUCUCUCGGAUUGGUGUGGGGCUCAUGGAGCCUGAUGCCUGGUCCUCAAACAUGGAGCACUCAGAUCUUCUCACACACAAGAAUGGACGACAGAGAAAGAUGGCUGGUGGUUCCAGUCGCUCUGAAAACCUAAAGGACAGUAAUAGAGUGGAGAUGACCUCCUCUGAAGAUGAAAUGGAGGGGGAAUCCGAUGGUUUGAUUACAUCCUCAUUUGGGAGAAGAAAGUCAUGGCUGGUGCCAACACAAUAUCUUCUUGGUAUCUUCAUGAUCUGGUUAUCGUUUACGGUUAAUGGGCUGCUACAGAAAGAAGGUGGACCUGAUAUCGUAACACUAACAUCAGUGUUCUUCAUGUUGGCCUUUUUGGCUGCAACACAGGAUAUAGCUGUAGAUGGUUGGGCACUGACAAUGUUAUCAAGAGAAAAUGUGGGCUAUGCAUCCACAUGUAACUCUGUGGGCCAAACUGCAGGCUAUUUUCUUGGUAAUGUGCUUUUUUUGGCAUUAGAGUCUGCAGACUUCUGCAAUAAAUACCUCAGGACAGAGCCUAAGGGCACAGGAAUUGUCGAAUUAUCAGAUUUUCUGUUUUUCUGGGGUGUGGUAUUCAUGGUGUCCACAACACUGGUGGCCAUUUUCAAAAGGGAAAAUGUCAACAAGAAAAGAAAGGAAGAGGAAAGGCAUGGUGUCAUGGAAACCUACAAGUUGCUUUUUACUAUCAUCAAGAUGCCCACCGUAUUCACCUUUUGUGUCCUGCUUCUAACAGCAAAGGUCGGUUUUUCUGCUGCCGAUACAGUGACGGGUCUAAAGCUUGUUGAAGAAGGAGUUCCUAGGGAGCAGUUAGCCUUGUUGGCUGUCCCUUUGGUGCCCCUGCAGAUCUUACUUCCCAUUAUCAUCAGUAAAUACACUGCAGGCCCCCGGCCACUGGACAUCUUCUACAAAGCCUUUCCCUUUAGAUUGCUCAUUGGGUUGGAGUAUGCGUUGCUUGUGUGGUGGACGCCUUUUGUCAGACAUGAACAUGGAUAUCCAGUUUACUACUAUGCUGUUAUACUUAUUAGCUACGCCUUACAUCAGGUGGCAGUGUACAGUAUGUAUGUCGCCUGCAUGGCCUUCCACGCCAAAGUGAGCGAUCCACUGAUUGGUGGGACCUAUAUGACUCUGCUGAACACGGUCACUAAUCUGGGAGGUAACUGGCCCUCCACUGUAGCUCUGUGGCUCGUGGAUCCACUGACCACUAAGGAGUGCCAGGGAGCUCCUGGACAGAGCUGUGACACGUCCGAAGCCGCUGGGCUGUGCGUCCAGGGCGGCGGGACUUGUCUUACCAUCAUGGACGGCUACUACGUGGAGUCUGCUGUCUGUGUUGUGAUCGGUAUCAUCUGGUGGUUAUCGCUUGGAAAGAAAAUGAGGCGGCUGCAAGAAAAGAGUCCUGCAGCUUGGAGAUGUCAAGUAAAUUCUUAA
Molecule: messenger RNA, 1497 nt
Organism: Knipowitschia caucasica
Lineage: Eukaryota; Metazoa; Chordata; Actinopteri; Gobiiformes; Gobiidae
Source: the annotation of a GenBank genome assembly